GUACCCUCCACGAGUGUGUGCUUGCUUUUGUGAUUGUCUCGCUGUGUACACUGACUGCGCUACUUGACAACGGUACAUUUGCACCCGGAACUGCAUGGUUCAGUGCGAACGUAUGUAUACGUGCGUAGCCUAUAUUUCUACGUUGACAACCAGGUUCGGUGAUGGAAGUAUUUUGGCUAUUUCUGGUAUAGCUGAUGUUGAAGUUACGAUGCCUGUGCUGUCACUGCUGUGAGUCAGUGUGGUGGGACGAAUUGAUUUAUUGUCGGUAUACACGGAAGAUAGCAAGCAACUGGUCCAUAGCAUCAAGCCUUCAAGCAGCGAUCCGUUGGUAGAAUGGAAGCGGCGGACCGGGCCGCAUCCCUGCUGGUGUUCCACAGGGAUCGUCUCAACAAGCUCCGGAACGGCAUCUCGCGCGUCCUGGAGGCCUUCGCCGAUGUGCUGGACGACAAAGGAGGAAUUUCCGGUAACGAGCAUGCCGAGGUUAAAAAGAAACUUCAAGAAAUUGAGGACACUUCUUGGAGCCGCAUCCGCGAGCAUUUCUUGGACAGCCACGAACCGUCUGACGAACCUCGGGAAGGGCGGAACAUUGCCAGAAUCCUCCUGGACUUUACGGACAAAUUGGAUGAUGUGAAGGAUGCGCUUGACGACAGACUACGGGAAUUAGCCCAGAAGAAGGAAUCGAAACUCCAGCUGGAUGUAAAAGAUUUACAGAAAAAGUUAGCGGAGGAGAAGACAAAGACUGCCGACCUGCGAUGGAAACACCAGGAGCUUGCCGAGUCGUCUAGCUCCGAGAAACACUUCAAAGGAGUGCUGCAACAGCAGCUGAAGGAAAAACAAGACAUCAUAGCUCAGUUACAAAGAAAUGGAACAGUCCAGCUCUGGGAGAAAGAGAAGGCUAAGCUGCUGGAGGGCAGCAGACAGCGAGAGGAGAACCUCACACGAGAAUUGACGCAGCUACGGGCGGCUCACGAGGAUAUGAAAGAUCGCCUCAAUCGACGAAUCAAAGACCUUGAGGAGAAAGUAAGAUUAGAACGAAUGAAGGACAUCGUCAGCAAACUUGCUUCCAAGGACGAGAUGGAAGCCGAUGUGGAAUCUCUGAAGCGACAGCUUUACACCAAGGAAGUCGACCUGGCUAGGUUGGACCAGGAACUGAUCAAUCAACAGAGGCUCAUUGUGGGGUGCAUCAAAGGAAUUCAGAGGGACUUUAGGGUGAUGGGAGAGAGGCAGGAAGGACGGAGACUGAGGAAGGAUGACAUGCAGAAGAUGAACUUGAUACUGGACGCCAUCUUGACAGGGGCUAAAGAGGCACGGUUAGACAUCACCAAAGCAGACCUGCCGCUUCAUUACAUUGCUCUCCCAGAGGAUAUCGUGGCACAUCCAGUCAAACGAAUGACAAGGCCGAGCAUACUUGCUCCUGUCGUCAAUCGCCAUCUUGAAACAAUAGGAGAUUCCCCCAGUACGUCACCAACCUCCAGUCCCCCGGAUAGCCCCUCCCAACCCCAACGUCGCGUCCCGUCCCUUGAGCUCCCCCACCCGAGCUCCAGCCCCGCCCUAUCAUCCCUGGGCCGGGCCUCGACGGUGCCGCUCAUCGAGACCCCGCCAGCCAACGGACAGUCAUCAGCAACGGGAGCAGCCAACAGGAGGGCGCCGUCCGGCAGGGCCAAGAUCUCUGUAGAUGAGGUCGGUCUCAUCACCAAGUCCCCGCGUGGUGGCUCCCAGAAAGCCCCGAACCCUAACACGAACACCUCCGCACGUAGCCCGAACGUCGCCCGAAAGCUCCGAACCACUUCGGUCUCGGAGUCCUCGCGGAGUCCGUCGUUACGACGGCGGGCAGUAUCAUCGCCCGUGCCACCAGACCUGGCCGCCCUUGUCAAACCUCCUGCUUCCCUGAGUCCCAGGGAAACGUCUGGGUCCACACUCGUCCCUCGUCAGCCGUCAAGGAGUCCGAGUCCCGGAGGACGGAACGGCAUGGCGUCUGCGAGGAAACCACGGGGGUCGGGUAAGCUUCAGGCCAGUAACGGGAACAAGGACAUCUCUAAGGAAAAUGACAACCCUGCCCAAGACAGCAAGCCCAAGCCGAAGAGUACCCUGACUGGGCAUGGGGAAUUAAAUCUCGAGAAAGGAAACCAGCGAGGGACCCCUUUCAGCUUGAAUGCCGCUCAUUUUUUCAGGAAAGACCAUCCAGCACUAAUCGACAAAGAGACGGGGAUGCUGGACGCCGCGACAGCACGCACCUGCUUCCCACACAUCUCGGAAGAGCAGAUACGGGAACACUACCAGCAGUUCAAGAAGUACGACACGAAUGGAGACUACAGUCUUGAUUUUAUGGAGAUGACACAGGCGAUCCAGUCUACGGUAGCCGAUUACUACAAGCCAAGACAAAUUAAGGAGGCAAUGGUGGAAGUCGACGUGGAUCAGUCUGGCUCCGUGGACUUCUACGAGUACCUAGGCGUCUCCACCAUGCUGAUGAUGAAGAUAGGCAAAUCGGAAAUCUUCCGCAGCAGCAUGGUCAAACACGCCGGGGGAUCCAUAUCAAAAGUCUGCUCAAUACAGUGAAGAUGAUGACUCUGCCAGAAUAGAACAGCAUUACAAUAAGCCUUUUCGGAGUUCCAACUGCGCAUUCAUAACCUGUGACAACGCGCAUUGUUUGUCUCAAAUGGCCUUUGACAUCAUCGCGCCACUGACUUUACAAAAAGGCUGUUUGUGCAUUGUGGGUACUGUCAAAGGGCAUUUGAGACAAAUAAUGUGCGUUGUCACAGGUUACGAAUGCGCGCAGUUGGAACUCCGAAAAGGCUUAUACCCCUUUAGACAAAUUCCCAAUAAGCAUUGGAACCGAGGCAACAGUGCUAUCUUGUGUUGAGAGGACUAAAAAAAGAAGAGGCCCUCAAUGCAUACAGUGACUUAGCACUGAGAGCCGCGGUUUCCAUGCUAAUUUGAAAUUCGUCUAUAGACCAUGUGCAACUUGAAUUGAGCUGCUCAGCACAGGAAUCUGCUAAUCACGGAAACAUGCUUAGAAAGGCAGGUUACCAACGAAACAAUCGUGUAAUUUGUAUUACAUGUACUGGUUCUCGGGUAUUUUCUGCUUAUUAACUCCAUCAAUUUAUUGGCCCAUAUAUAUUUCACAUUCAUGAAAAAUAGUGUUUAGCAAAUUUAUACAUAUACGCUGAGCAAAAAUCAGCUGAUAACCAAUUACCGUGCAACUAUUCCUAAGAUGGAACUUUUGCGUCGGGGUGAUGUAAAUCAAUGUUGGGUUUUGCCCUUCACCGACGUAUAAACACUGAUUACUCAGUGUGUUACCUCCCGAGAGAAAAUUGUGUAAGCUCGGUGGUCGAGUGGUAAGACGUCUGCACUAGAAAGCAGGAGGUCGUGGAUUCGAGUCCCACCCGAGUGGACAUCAAGCCGCGGGAUAAUCCGGUUAAAGGAAAUGGCAUAUCUGUUGUGGUGUUAUCAAGAUUAUACUGUAUUUUUAAAGGCGUGCCAAUGUUUAUUAAUGGUUGAACUGCAUUUCCGGUGUUGGUUAUUUUGUUUUGUCUUGAUCGAGUAUUGUUCUGUUUUCUACUAUGCUCACCAUACAAGAAAUGUUUUCAAUCAGCUUAUGGUAAAUUUUAUACACAGAUUGAAUAGUAUUAGUGUAAAUGAGUGGCUACGUAAAGAUUGUGUUAUUUUACACAAAGUGUUCCCCUCAUUUUGGCUGAGAAGUCUGUCAGAGCAUUUUUUACACACUCAGGCAGAAUGUUUUUGUGUGUGUCAUGAUCCAGAUGUAAUUGAACAAUCAAAUCUUAUGUUUGCGAUAACCCAAAUAUUUUUUUUUGUAAUGAAUUAGGUGAAGUGUGUCUCUUAGAGUGUCAUUUCUAAACCUGAAUUUCUCUUUGCGGAUGGAAAAAAAACUUUACUCUAUCAUGCACAUCUACCGAACGCAUUUGCUCCAUUUUCAUUAUUAAAAGAGCGUUCCCUUCGUAGUACUGAAACUAAA
Messenger RNA from Patiria miniata (bat star), 3973 nucleotides. RefSeq lists its product as uncharacterized. Bases 334 to 2556 code for a protein of 740 amino acids. NCBI's taxonomy places the organism in Eukaryota, Metazoa, Echinodermata, Asteroidea, Valvatida, Asterinidae. The transcript has 15 exons. The record is from RefSeq and is a predicted model, not a curated record. Gene Ontology annotation, molecular function: calcium ion binding.